Molecule: messenger RNA, 986 nt
Organism: Anopheles bellator
Lineage: Eukaryota; Metazoa; Arthropoda; Insecta; Diptera; Culicidae
Exons: 2
Coding region: 1-849 (282 amino acids)
Cellular component (GO): mitochondrion
Source: RefSeq, a predicted model, not a curated record
AUGUCCGCCUUAGUUCUCGGGUUCACCCGAGUUGCUGUUAAUGGGCUGGCGAAAAACAAAUUAACCGUACCAGUGAAGCUGGUCAACGUGGCACAAGUUAGCAGAUACUCCAGAGUGCUUAGCUCUUGCUACUACAGCGAUAACUACGGAAUCCGUGCAGGAUUAUGGCACCAUUGCCGGAGAGAUCGAUAUCUGUCUAUUCAGCAUCGUAGACCAGCAACUUGUUACCAAUUCAACGACACGACUUUACGUAGCAUUUCGCAUUGUGGAGUGUUGCAGCAGCAACGCAAUGCGCCGAACGAACAAGAAUCAGCAUCUGCCUCGCCCGACGUGACGGAAAAGCUUGGUUUAUUUGCACGAUUCAAAAAAAUGUACAAAGAAUACUGGUACGUGCUCCUUCCUGUGCACUGCAUAACUUCGGUGAUGUGGUUCGGAGGGUUCUACUAUGCAUCCACCAGUGGGGUCGAUGUGAUUGGGAUCCUCGAAUGGCUGGGGGUUUCCGAAACUCUCAUCAACCCGGUUCGAGAUUCGAGUCUUGGCCAUAUUGCUAUUGCUUAUCUGCUUUACAAAAUUGCUACUCCGGCUCGAUACACCGUAACGCUAGGUGGAACAACGGUAUCAAUCAAAUAUUUGGAGCAGUGGGGAUACAUUAAGCCGGUUCCUUCCAAGGCGCAGCUGGUGCAAAUGUACAAAGAUAAGAAGGAAAACAUCCAAGAAAAGAUUGCCGAAACAAAGCAGGAUUUUCAGGAUCGUAAGCAGCAACUGACGGAGAAGAAAAACAAUUUGAUGAGCGAUUUGAAAACGAAGAAGGAUGCUAAAUCAACCAGCAACGUGACAGAGGACAAAUAGCGUAGCGCGAGCAAAACUUAGGUAGGUGUUGGUCUUUUAUGUGCAAGAGAAGUCUGAAGGGGCGAUAGUUCUGUCUUCUGUCUUCUCGCUUCAUUGGAAUACAGGUGCUCACGUAAUUUGUUAAAGUUUCCAUCACA